Biomphalaria glabrata is the source of this 1900-nucleotide messenger RNA. Its product is annotated as adenosine deaminase AGSA-like. Gene Ontology annotation, molecular function: adenosine deaminase activity. The coding region runs from base 293 to 1786 and encodes 497 amino acids. Gene Ontology annotation, biological process: adenosine catabolic process; inosine biosynthetic process. The transcript has 13 exons. The record is from RefSeq and is a predicted model, not a curated record. NCBI's taxonomy places the organism in Eukaryota, Metazoa, Mollusca, Gastropoda, Planorbidae.
UCUUCAGAAGUCUCAUGAGUCUAGGUAUCAUCGUAAUGGUCUCUCCAAACUUUGGUCUCAAACUUGUGCAGUCCAAAAACGUCACACCCUGUGUUCCGUGACCUCAAUGACGAGACUAAACCGAGUUUUGUUUUCACAAGUUAAGCUGAGUAUGUAGGAAAUUACAAUACGGAAGAUACUCCAUUAAUCCGGACACACAUUUUUAAGCAUUAUCAUAUUCCAUAAUUUCAAUCUCUGAGACUCUAUAUUUGCAAUUAUUUUGUUGAAAGCAAUAGACAAGACCCCAGGCAAGAUGAUGGUCUACAAUCUAGCAGUCAUCUUUUACAUGCUGGUGCCAAUAGCUGCAAAUGUUGACUCUUACCUGGCAGCACGACGUGCUUUCAUCGAAGAGGAGCUUUCCAUGAGAGUUGGCGCCAAACUGACUCUAAGUCCCAGAGAACAAUUAGUGAACUCGUUUUUAAUGGACUUAAAAAAUCAAACAAUCCAAGAAAGUAUUUGGACCUCCACCCCGUACCCACCCGCCAUUACAUUCUUUAAGAGCAAACCUUGGAUCGACAACAGUACCAUCUUUAAAAUACUACAGACAAUGCCAAAAGGUGGUGUGCUACAUCUACACGACUCGGCCAUGACGUCAUUACAGUGGGUCAUUAAACGACUGACCUACUUACCUAACCUCUACACACGUGUAGAAGAGAGUAAAUACCCGACCAGAAAGUACACAUUCUCGAAGACACCCCCCGGGCCAGGUUGGGUGUCCAUGGCUAAACUGAGAGCUUCGGCCAGUAACAGAGACCAGUUUGAUGAGCAGUUGGUCUAUAACAUGUCUAUCUGGGUCGAGGACCCGUUUCGUGCUUACCCAUCUGUGAAUGAUGUGUGGGGAAAGUUCGAAACCUACUUCUCUACUGUGUAUGACCUGAUACCUAGUAGAAAAAACACAAAACUUUACUUAGAGCAAGGCAUCAAAGAGUUCUACGACGAUGGUGUCCAGUACAUGGAGAUUAAGGUUGCAGGCAAGGUAGACGCAGACGGAAAUGACGUCACAGAUGAAUACUUGCAGCUGAUCCAAGAAGUGGUUGAAGACUUCAAGACUGAGCAUCCGGACUUCAUCGGGGCAAAGGUCAUCUUGGCUGGACGUAGGUCAGAGACAAGUCAACGUGACAUGGUAGCUAAGACUAUUAGGUCCAUGAGGAAAUAUCCUGAUCUGGUCAAAGGAUUUGACUUACUUCAACAGGAAGAUAACACUCAUUGGACAGUGGAGUUUGUCGAAGAUUUGCUUAAAGAUGACCGGUCUAGGCUACCUUACUUUUUUCAUUCUGGUGAAACUGACUGGACUCAAUGGGCAGACUUGAACUUAGUGGACUCUGUCCUGUUGAACGCAACACGUAUCGGUCACGGGUACGCUGCAUAUCAUCACCCCAAGGUCAUGAAAGCUGUGAUGACCAAAGGAAUAGCCAUUGAACUAAACCCUAUUUCUAACCAGGUGUUAGGUCUUGUGAAUGACCUUCGUAACCAUCCAGGUGCUUUCCUUAUUGCUAUGGGUGCCCCAGUGGUCAUCAGUUCCGAUGACCCACCAGCUUGGCUAGCAAGUCCAUUGUCCCAUGAUUUCUACAUGGCCUUCAUGGCCCUCGGAGCAGUUCACGAUGACCUGAGGCUUCUCAAACAAUUAGCCAUGAACUCAAUAACAUUCAGCACCAUGUCGGGCAGGGAGAAAGUCAUAGCCAGGCGGAAGUGGCAAUCUCGUUGGAUUGAGUACAUUGAUGACGUCAUAUGCAAGUACAACUUGUGAGAGUGUCUGUGUACCAAGCACCAAGGCGGAGAUGUGAACAGAGACUCUUAAAUCUGAUAGAGUGAAGAUCAACGUCACGCCUGUUCAAAGUUAGAAUAAAGACAUUGAUUUGUU